AUGCCCGGCCUCACCCUGGAACGGGGCCACGGUCCCGCCCUCCCCCAUAGCCCGAAUGUGUCUCCGAUGGACGGUGAGACAAUCGCUGUUUCUACGACAGGAGGGUCAACAACGCAGGCGGAUACCGCCGGGGAUGCACGCUCGGAAUGCGGCAGCAUGCAACAGAGCUCUUCAGAGUUGCGCUAUGUCGGCGGCGAUCACUGGGCUGCUAUUCUCGAAGGAAUUGCCGAGCUCAAGGACCAUUUUGACCGAGAAGAACAGCUUCGCCUGCUUCGCCUCGCACAGGACGACGGAGAGGCGGCCGACAGGGACAACCCGAAUCAACUUCCAAGACCCGGGCCGCUCCAUUCGCUGCUCCUAUAUGGAUGCUCGCUGCCAGCAUCGCGAGCGGAGAUUCUAGCCGCGUUGCCGCCCAAGAGUGCGGUCAACCGCUAUGUAUCUCGCUACUUCAACCGCUUAGACUUGGUUCACGCCAUCAUCCACGGCCCCAGCUUUCUCCGGGAGUAUGAUGCGUUCUGGAUCAAUCCCUCCAGUGUGUCCAUUGCCUGGCUAGGACUCCUCUUCAGCAUGAUGUGUCUUGCCCUGCUCGCGUCAGACGCAUCCGACACUACGCACGGUGACCCGGAGCACCGCGCUCUGCAAGUCGACCUUUACCGAGAGAAAACGGUCCAAUGUCUCGUCUUGGGCGAAUACACCAAGGGCGGACCUCACGUGCUGGAAACGAUUGUGCACUACCUCUACAUCGAACUGAACCUCCGGGGUGACGCCGACCAGGAUAUCUGGUUGCUGUUCGCGCUGGAAGUGAAUCUGGCCAUGCGUAUGGGCUACCACCGCGAUCCUAGCCAUUUCCCUGGCAUCUCUGCGUUUCAGGGCGAAAUGAGACGCCGACUGUGGGCAACCGUUCUCCAAGGUGACAUCCUGGUCUCGGCCCAGAUGGGCAUGCCGCGCAUGAUUUCAGACUGGAAGUAUGACACGAAAGAGCCGCGGAACCUCCACGACAGCGAUCUCGACGAGAGCACGGCCGAGCUGCCCCCGCCUCGAGCGGAAAGCGAGCUCACUCCUGCGCUCGGAAUCAUCGCUCGGAGGAGACUGUUCGUUGCGCUGGGCGCCGUUUUCGAUGUCACGUCUGCCGUCCAGCCGUGCAGUUACGCACAAGUCAUGCGGGUCGAUGCCGUUCUCCAAGACGCCGCCGCCAGCGUCCCUGCCCCCCUGCAGCCGAAACCAAUGGCGCUCAGCAUGACCGACCCCCCCGAGGUCAUCAUGUCCCGUCUGUUUAUCCGCCACCUCUUCUACAUGGGGAAAAUCAUGCUUCACCGCCGCUUCCUCCACUUGAAGUCAACUUCCGCCGACGGGGACGUCUUCGCGUAUUCCCGAACGGCUUGCCUAGACGCAGCCCUGGGCGCACAGCAGAUCCAGGAAGUUCUCGACGAAGAAACGCGCCCAGGAGGGCAACUGUACAUGAUGCGUUGGCGGGUGUCGUCUAUCAUGAACCACACCUUUCUAACUGCCACAAUGGUCCUUUGUUCGAUGGUCUUACGCAACCAGACGCUGCAGCGAGAGGAAGAGAUUCUGAACAUGCUAGCGAGGACGAGGGCUAUCUGGAUGCGAGCCAGCCCCAAAUCCUCCGAAGCCAAAAAGGCCGCACAGACACAUGUCGAGCAGGGUAUGGAGUUUGAGUGUCUGCAAGUUGAACUUGGGCAUGAUGGCUUGCUGGGUGAGGAACAUGGUUUGGGGAGUCUGGGCUUGAGCUCGGUGCUCGCCGCGCCGCUCCCGGCGUUCGCGGUGCCAAUGGGCAAGGCGGCUGUGAUCGAGAUCGCGAGCAGCCUCCUGCUCGAACGCCAGUUGAAAGCCCCGCCGCCGUGUGUGAGGAUGAAUCCGCCUCCCACGCAGAACGUAACGGACGCCCGUUUUGCGGACUUUGUAGAGGCCUUUGUUGGCAAGUCCAAGAACAUCACCAAGGCGUUCGAGUACAUUGCGGCCGAUUACAUCAACCACAACCCAGCAGCUCGGAACGGAUCUGAGUCGGCUUGGAGCAUCCUGAGCCCUAUCUGGCAAAGCACGCCCAUCACCUACCUCCGUUCCACCAUCCAGGGGAACAUGUCCUGGGUCAACUACAGGGCUGGGGGUAUUGGAGAGGUGGUCGACCGGUUCCGGUGGGAAGCCGGUUGCAUCGUUGAACAUUGGGAUCAAGGAGAGAAGUACCCUACUUCUUGAGCCAGUGUUUCUUGUGGUCUCCGGAGACCACGGAAGGAAUUCGGAUCUUGCCCAAGGUGGACGACGGGGCACAUGGACUCGAGGAGCGGGUUGGAAGGAAACCACCGGAGCAGAAACAAACGUCUAAAUGGCUU
Thermothielavioides terrestris NRRL 8126 is the source of this 2348-nucleotide messenger RNA. RefSeq lists its product as uncharacterized. NCBI's taxonomy places the organism in Eukaryota, Fungi, Ascomycota, Sordariomycetes, Sordariales, Chaetomiaceae. Gene Ontology annotation, molecular function: DNA binding; zinc ion binding. Gene Ontology annotation, biological process: DNA-templated transcription. The record is from RefSeq and is a predicted model, not a curated record. Bases 1 to 2214 code for a protein of 737 amino acids. The transcript has 8 exons. Gene Ontology annotation, cellular component: nucleus.